GCCAAAGACAGAGGUUGAGAGAUCUGAAAUAAAUAAGGGGCAUCCUCUUUAACUUUUUUCGGCUGAGACCUUCUUUGUUCCUCGCUAUUCCGUCCCUGCUCAAUAUCUGCGCUGUUUGAUUUCCUCUGAAUAUUACACCAUGUCGAGAUUUUCUCCCUACGAUAACAAUGGCGGAUCCUGUGUUGCGAUUGCUGGAGCCGAUUACUGUGUUAUCGCCUCGGAUACUCGGAUGUCCACCGGCUACAAUAUUCUCACCCGGGAUCAUUCCAAAAUCUACAAGCUAGCGGACAAAUGUAUAUUAGCUUCUUCAGGAUUUCAAGCUGAUAUGAAGGCCUUGCAAAAACUAUUGGCUGCCAGGCACCUGAUCUAUCAGCAUCAACAUAAUAAGCAAAUGAGCUGCCCUGCAAUGGGUCAACUACUCUCCAACACUCUGUACUACAAACGCUUCUUCCCUUACUACACCUUUAAUGUUCUUGGUGGCCUUGACAACGAAGGAAAGGGAUGUGUUUACACGUACGAUGCUGUUGGUUCCUAUGAGAGGGUAGGUUACAGUGCCCAGGGUUCUGGUUCUGUGCUUAUCAUGCCUUUCCUUGACAACCAGUUGAAAUCUCCAAGCCCUCUCUUGCUGCCUGCACAGGAUGCUGUGACUCCACUUUCACAAUCCGAAGCAAUUGAUUUGGUGAAAACUUGUUUUGCUUCUGCAACUGAGAGAGACAUCCACACUGGGGACAAUCUAGAGAUAGUGGUGCUCAAUGCAGGUGGUGUUCAUCGUGAGUUUAUGCCAUUGAGACGAGACUAGACCGAUGGUCUGUCUUAGAAGAGUUGAGACUUGAGACUGGUGGAACGGCCAUCCUGUGAUGUUUGUCAGGUAGGGUUAUCAUGGAAUGGAAUGCUGGUGUAGCUCUUUCUAAACAGAUGAUGCAAAAUGGGACAAGUGAACAAUCAAGAAAUUUAUGCGCUGGCUUUGUUUGUAUCUUUAGACUGCAAGGAACUAACGUUUUAGGGGUAACGCCCUUGAUUGUGCUUUUGACAUGGUGACUCGGAAGCUUUUGCGUUGUGUUGAUG
This is a messenger RNA of Linum tenue, 1065 nucleotides long. The record is from the annotation of a GenBank genome assembly. NCBI's taxonomy places the organism in Eukaryota, Viridiplantae, Streptophyta, Magnoliopsida, Malpighiales, Linaceae.